GAGGCCGACGUCACUCGUGGUGAGUGGAGGAAGAGUUUGAAGGCGCUCGGGCUGAAGGUGUGGAGUGAAAGUUGAGGAGAGGGACAGAAAAGCCGGCCGACUGUAGAGACGCGACGGAGAAAGACACCGGCGAUGAUAGCCUCGCAUCUUCUGGCGUAUUACGUUACUGAGCUCCAGCACGACCAGGUGCAGAAUGUGGAUAAGUACUUGUAUCACAUGCGCCUCUCGGAGGAGAACCUCAUGGACGUGUCCAGGCGCUUCAGGAGGGAGAUGGACAAAGGGCUGGGCAGGGACACCAACCUGACUGCCUCGGUCAAGAUGCUGCCCACCUUCGUCCGCUCCACACCUGACGGCACAGAAAGUGGUGAUUUCCUGGCGCUGGACCUCGGAGGAACCAAUUUCCGUAUCCUGCUUGUAAAGGUGUCUGGAAAUGGCAAGCAGAACGUGGAGAUGGAGAACCAAAUCUAUGUCAUUCCAGAGACCCUGAUGAGGGGCAGUGGGACAGAGCUCUUCGACCACAUCACUGAGUGUCUGGCCAAUUUCAUGGAGAAAAUGGGCAUCAAAGAAAAGAAGCUGCCUCUGGGCUUCACUUUUUCUUUCCCUUGUCGGCAGACCAAACUGGACGAGAGUUUCCUGGUGUCAUGGACGAAGGGCUUUAGGGCGGGCGGAGUGGAGGGCAAGGACGUUGUGGGUCUGCUGAGGAAAGCCAUCAAGAAGAGAGGGGACUUUGACAUUGACAUUGUUGCUGUGAUCAACGACACCGUGGGCACUAUGAUGACCUGCGGUUACGACGACCAUCACUGUGAGAUUGGCCUCAUUGUAGGUACGGGCACGAAUGCCUGCUACAUGGAGGAGAUGCGCAACCUGGAGUUGGUGGAGGGGGACGAGGGCCGCAUGUGCGUGAACAUGGAGUGGGGAGCGUUCGGAGAUGACGGCUCCCUCGAGGACCUUCGCACCGAUUUUGACCGCGAGAUUGAUGCCGGCUCGCUCAACCCAGGCAAACAGCUCUUCGAGAAGAUGAUCAGUGGGAUGUAUAUGGGGGAGCUGGUGCGAAUCAUCCUGGUGAAGAUGGCCAGAGAGGGGCUGGUGUUUCAGGGCCACACCACGCCAGAUCUUCUGGUUACUGGACACUUCAAGACCAGCUACGUCUCUGACAUCGAGAGUCAGAAAGAUAAGGAAGGCCUGGUGUGCGCGGAGCAGGUCCUGCGAGGCCUGGGGCUGGACCCGUCGGCCGAGGACUGCGUGGCCGUCCAGCGCGUGUGUGAGAUCGUGUCCACGCGAGCGGCGCACCUGUGCGCAGCCACGCUGGCCGCCGUCCUGCGGCAGAUCCGGGAUAACAAGGCGGCUGAGAGGCUGCGGACUACGAUCGGCGUGGACGGCUCUGUCUACAAGAACCACCCGCAGUUUGCGCGACGGCUGCACAAAAUGGUUCGACUUUUGGUGCCGGACUGUGACGUGCGUUUCCUGCGGUCAGAAGAUGGCAGCGGAAAGGGUGCUGCCAUGGUAACGGCAGUGGCGCACCGGCUGGCCGAGCAGCACGCGGAGCGUCAGCGUGUGCUGGACGCACUGCGGCUGAGCCGAGAGCAGCUGCUGGAGGUGAAGAGGAGGAUGGAGGGAGAGAUGAAAAAAGGACUGGCCAGAGACACACACGAAUCGGCCACGGUCAAAAUGCUGCCCACAUACGUCCAGUCCACACCUGAUGGCUCAGAGCGAGGAGACUUCCUGGCACUGGACCUGGGCGGAACGAACUUCCGGGUGCUGCUGGUCCGAGUGCGCAGCGGGAAGCGGCGCAGUGUGGAGAUGCACAACAAAAUCUACGCCAUCCCACAGGAGAUGAUGCAGGGCACUGGGGAAGAGCUGUUUGACCACAUUGUCCACUGUAUUGGCGACUUCCUGGAGUACAUGGGAAUGAAGGGGGCAUCGCUGCCGCUGGGCUUCACUUUCUCUUUCCCCUGCCAUCAAACCCGGCUGGGCGAGGGUAUUUUGCUGAAGUGGACGAAAGGCUUCAAGGCCACGGGCUGUGAAGGCGAGGAUGUAGCGGUGCUCCUGAAAGACGCCAUCCAUCGCACGGAGGAGUUUGAUCUGGACGUGGUUGCCGUGGUAAAUGACACGGUCGGGACGAUGAUGACGUGCGGUUAUGAGGAUCAUCUCUGUGAAGUGGGGCUCAUUGUGGGUACAGGUACGAACGCCUGCUACAUGGAGGAGAUGCGGAAUGUGGAGCUGGUGGAGGGGGACGAGGGUCUGAUGUGUGUGAACAUGGAGUGGGGAGCGUUCGGAGACUGCGGGGAGCUGGACGACUUCUGCACAGAGUUCGACAGAGCUGUAGAUGAAUGCUCAACAAACCCCGGCAAACAGAGGUUUGAGAAGAUGAUCAGUGGGAUGUACCUGGGGGAGAUCGUGAGGAACGUGCUGCUGGACUUCACAGCUAAAGGCCUGCUUUUCCGUGGAAAACUCUCUGAAAGGCUCAAAACCCGUGGCAUCUUCGAGACCAAGUUCCUUUCCCAGAUCGAGAGUGACCGGUUGGCUCUGAGGCAGGUGCGGUCCAUCCUGCAGCACCUGGGUCUGAUCAGCAGUACGUGUGAUGACAGCAUCCUGGUGAAAGAGGUGUGCACUGUGGUGGCCCGCAGAGCUGCCCAGCUAUGCGGUGCUGGACUCGCUGCGGUGGUCGACAAAAUCCGGAACAACCGUGGCCUCCAGGAGCUCUCCAUCACGGUGGGAGUGGACGGCACGCUCUAUAAACUCCACCCACAUUUCUCCACCGUAUUGAAAGAAACCCUGCGGGAUCUGGCGCCCCAGUGCACAGUCACUCUGGUCCAAUCAGAAGACGGCAGCGGGAAGGGCGCUGCCCUCAUCACGGCCGUGGCCUGUCGGUUGAAAGAGGGCAAGAAGUAGCGCAAGUGGACCGAAAGGAUGAAUAAGGGAUGGGAAUCAAAAGGGAAAAUAACAAGAGAAUGGAAUUGACUUGAAAAGGCAAAGAAACGUCGUUCCAGGCAUUUUUGCUGUGCCGCAAUGUUAAUCAAUUUAUUUCUGUCUGUGUGAGAUUUAGUUUUGCCGACUUUUACAUUAUUUACUCUUGGUUUGAUUUUGAGCGAGAGGGUUAUUUAUAUGGUGUUUGUAAGUGUAGUGAGAGAAAGAAGGAGAGGGCUGUGCUGUUGAAUCCCCUUGUUGCUAAUUUAUUAUGACUAUAUUGUGAAGUUUUACUGAAGCAAGACAAAGAGCCACAUUGAAUUGAUUGAGCUGUUGAACUCGUAAAUGGAUGUUGUUGUUUUUUUCAGUUGUCUCAAUCAGGAAUCGGGGUCUUUAGGACUGGCUAGUUUUCCAAGUGUUACACCUUACCGAUAACACCUUUAAACUCUCGAGAUCCUUCAGAGGGUCCAGACUUUACAUUCCUCAUCCUUACAACUCCAAGUUACUCAUUAGCUUCAUUGUAGUUUGUGCAUAUUAAGCCUUACGAAAAUAACCAAGCAAUAAGUGAAGCUCAGUGCAAAAGCCUACGCAGUCCAGAAGUGAACCUAAUCUAAAUCCAGAGAACAGUAGCAGUAUGAUCUGACAUCAGUAUUCCUCCUGUUGGGACUGCAUUCCAGCUUCAGCCCUGCUUCUGCUGACCACCAGCAGAGUGUUUAGAUGCUGUUCAGACUUUUAAAAAUAAAAGUUCCUAAAUGGUU
This is a messenger RNA of Pygocentrus nattereri (red-bellied piranha), 3665 nucleotides long. It is a transcript of the gene hk2, whose product is annotated as hexokinase 2. Lineage: Eukaryota; Metazoa; Chordata; Actinopteri; Characiformes; Serrasalmidae. The record is from RefSeq and is a predicted model, not a curated record. The transcript is spliced from 18 exons. Gene Ontology annotation, molecular function: mannokinase activity; ATP binding; glucokinase activity. Gene Ontology annotation, cellular component: mitochondrion; cytosol. Gene Ontology annotation, biological process: glycolytic process; intracellular glucose homeostasis; glucose 6-phosphate metabolic process. The coding region runs from base 133 to 2892 and encodes 919 amino acids.